AUGACAAUAACAAAUGCCAAAAGUGAAAAUACAGUUAGAAAAAGAAAGAAAUAUAAUAAUUUAAAUGGACUUUUUAUGAGUGAUUUACGUUCUCAACUUCUUCCCAUAACAAAUGAUUGUCAAAUAUUAUGGGAUGAAAAUAAAGAUCUCCAAGGGAGAUUUGUUAAUGAUUUAGCAGAAUUACAACGUUAUCAAUACUGUAUUGCACAGUUAACAAAUGAAGGUCGUAGAGAUCAGCUUGAGACAGCUCAGCAAGCUAUGAUGAAAGCACAAAAAAAAGCCAGUCAAUUAUAUCAACAAUUAACCGAUAAAAGGACUGCUCUUAUAAAUAAACUUAAUGUUGGCCUUCAAACAGUAGCACAACAUCAAAAUCGCCUUAUAUCAUCAAGACUUUAUGAAUGGAAAAAUUGUCAAAAACUUCAACAAGUUGGAUGUUCAUUUGAAAAUAGAGAACAAAUGCUUGAUGAAAUACAACAAGAUUUUGAAUUAUUAGCUGAUCAUUCUUGGCAAUUAAGAACAUUUACAUCAUGGCUUAUAGAUCUUCUUGGUCGUGGACCACAAUUAAAUGAUAAUGUUGCUCAAACAUUUAUAAAUUCAUUAAAUUCUGUUUUUGAAAAUUUAACAAAACUUUUAUGUAUGUUAGUAUCACAAAGUUUUGUUGUUGCUUAUCAACCAGAUCCUGUUUUAAAAACACAACAUAAAUUUAUGACUGAAGUUCGUCUUUUAAUUGGAGAUAGACUUGGAGUUAAACAACAACUUGUUAAUGCAAAUGUUACUGUAACUAUAAUUGCUGAAGAAGAGGCACGUCAAUUAAGUAUUGGUGAAAUAUUUGUUAAAGAUUUAAAAAGUGUUGGAAAUAUAAGUAAUGAUUAUGAAAAAUUAACAUUAGAUGAUAAAGGUCAUAUGUCAGCAAGAUUUAAUAAUUCAAAAUUAACAAGAAUUGCUCAUAGAAAACCCCCACCUAAAGCAUUUCAAGCAGAAAGUAAAAUAGCUGUACAAACAGCAACUGAUCAAAAAUAUGCUUUAUUAUUUCAUAUAUCAAUGUUUCAAUUAGGAAAUUUGGGAAAUUUUGAUGUAUGGGCAUUAUCAUUACCAUUAAUGGUCACAGUUCAUGGUUCACAAGAUUGUGAUGCUCAAGCUGUUAUAUUAUGGCAUCGUGCAUUUGGUAGUGUUAAUCGUGAAACAUCUAUUGAAGAAAUUAAAACUGUAUCAUGGGUUGAUCUUUCCCAUAUUCUUAAACGCAAAUUUACUCUUUUUACAGGAUGUACAAGAGAAUUAAAUGAUAAUGAUAUUGGAUAUUUAGCUGAAAAAUUACUUGGUAUUGGAAAUAUUGAUCAUAAAUGUAUAACAUUUCAAAGAUUUGCAAAACAAAAUAUACGUGAUGAUGUUAAUUUUUCAUUUUGGGAAUGGUUUUUUUGUAUUAUGCAACUUAUAAAACAAAAACUUUUAAGGUUUUGGGAUGAAGGUUGGUUAAUAGGUUUUAUUUCAAAAACUGAUGCCAGUCAAAAAAUGAUGAAUUCUCCAUAUAGUACAUUUUUAUUAAGAUUUAGUGAUACAGUUACAGGAGCUGUUAGUAUUGGUUUUGUUUGUUGUGAAGAUGAUGGUACUAAAAUUCCAUUUCAUCUUGCACCAUUUAGUAUAAAAGAUCUUGAUCAAUUAAGUUUAGCAAGUAGAAUUGCAACAUGUCCACAAUUAAGUGACAUUAAAUAUUUAUUCCCUGAUAUUGAUAAAGAAGAAAUGUUAAAAUAUUUUGAUUCUGAAGAAAGAAAUAAAUCAGAAAGUCCUACAGGUGGAUAUAUUCAAUCAGAAAUUGUUAUGGUAGCUAAAACAACAGGUCUUCAGAAACGUUCUGUUUCAUCUGUUCUUAAUAGUAGUACACCAUCACCAAUGGGUGGUGUAACACAAAAAAUAGAUUGGUCACCAGGAGAGGUAUUACAAAAUAAUAAUAGUAUGGAUUGUAGUGAUGAAUUAGUUACAAUGAUGAGUCAAAAUCAAUUGGAUAGUUAUAAUAUUGAAAGUUUACUUGGUAAAGGAUUUCAUCCACAAUUACCAACACAACCAUUACAAACUGCUGAUCUUUCAUUUUUGGGAAAUAAUUUUACUACAAAUCCUAAUAAUCAAUAUCAAAUUUACCAUAAUCAAUCUACAUCAAAAGGAACACCAAUUAAUGUUAAAAUGAAUCAAUAUGAAAUGAAUAUUGGUAAUAAUAAUAUAAUAAGUCGAUCUCCAUUGACAAAUAAUAAUGGACAUUUAAUGAAUCAGCAACAAGGUGGAGGAAUGCAAUCUUACAAUUGUUAUUCAAAAACUGAAUAUAAUUGA
This is a messenger RNA of Strongyloides ratti, 2319 nucleotides long. RefSeq names its product SH2 domain and p53-like transcription factor, DNA-binding domain and EF-hand domain pair and STAT transcription factor, DNA-binding, subdomain and STAT transcription factor, all-alpha domain and STAT transcription factor, DNA-binding domain and STAT transcription factor, coiled coil domain-containing protein. The transcript has 3 exons. Bases 1 to 2319 code for a protein of 772 amino acids. Gene Ontology annotation, biological process: regulation of transcription by RNA polymerase II; regulation of cell population proliferation; cell surface receptor signaling pathway via JAK-STAT. The record is from RefSeq and is a predicted model, not a curated record. Gene Ontology annotation, molecular function: RNA polymerase II cis-regulatory region sequence-specific DNA binding; DNA-binding transcription factor activity, RNA polymerase II-specific. NCBI's taxonomy places the organism in Eukaryota, Metazoa, Nematoda, Chromadorea, Rhabditida, Strongyloididae.